This is a messenger RNA of Annulohypoxylon truncatum, 1061 nucleotides long. RefSeq lists its product as uncharacterized. NCBI's taxonomy places the organism in Eukaryota, Fungi, Ascomycota, Sordariomycetes, Xylariales, Hypoxylaceae. The record is from RefSeq and is a predicted model, not a curated record. The transcript has 4 exons. Bases 1 to 1035 code for a protein of 344 amino acids.
AUGCACCCUUUGUAUUAUUUCAUCGCCCUGACGAUAGUUCCGUUGGUAUCUGGGUACACUGUUGACCCUCCGACGACUGCGCCGAGCGACACCAUCAAGUACUGCACACGUUGGGUAGUUGCCGUGUCUUCAGAUACAUGCAGCACUCUGGCUUCAGAUGGAACUAUUACGCCAGAUCAACUCUAUUCAUACAAUCCAUCUCUUUCAGCAGCUACCUGUCAUAUAGUAGUCGGUGACUCGUACUGUGUGGAAGAGAAUUAUGGUGUGCCACCACCAACCACUUCCUCAACGAGCAGCGUUACUACUACCACUUCAACGGGUAAUGGCAUAACUACCCCAACGCCCAACCAGCUAGGAAUGGCUACAAAUUGCAACAACUUCCACAAAGUCGUUUCUAACGAUACCUGCGCGGAUAUUUCAAAGGCUGCCGGCAUUAGCGUCGUUGAAUUCUAUGCGUGGAACCCUGCUGUAAAGACAGAUUGUUCUUCACUUUUCGUGGACUACUACGUAUGUACUGGAAUCAUCGGCGGAACAACCGUCACCACCCCAAUUACGACAUCCUCCACCACUACUGGGAACGGUAUCUCAACUCCAACUCCCACACAGACGGAUAUGGUAAGUAAUUGUAACACUUUUUACAAAGUUGUCACUGGCGACAGCUGCGCGAACAUAGCGUCCACACAUGGUAUCAGUUUGGAUAACUUCUACACCUGGAACCCAGCUGUCAAAAACGAUUGUUCAUUGCUCUUCGUCGACUACUAUGUUUGCGUUAACGUGAUUGGUGGAACCACGGCCUCGCCAACAAUCACGACAUCAUCGACUACUGGCAAUGGCGUUUCGACGCCUACGCCAACACAAACAGGCAUGGCAACAAACUGCAAGAAGUUCCAUUUAGUUACUGCCGGGGAGAGUUGUCAAAAAGUCGCAGAUGAUGCCGCCAUCAAGCUAGCCGACUUCUACGCCUGGAACCCGGCCGUCAAGACCGACUGCUCUUUGCUCUUCGUGGGAUACUACGUCUGCAUAGGACUUAUCUAAGGGUUAGCUAUAAGCUCUGAAUAAGC